This is a messenger RNA of Solenopsis invicta (red fire ant), 2163 nucleotides long. It is a transcript of the gene Ppox, whose product is annotated as protoporphyrinogen oxidase. Gene Ontology annotation, cellular component: mitochondrial inner membrane. The record is from RefSeq and is a predicted model, not a curated record. Gene Ontology annotation, biological process: heme biosynthetic process. NCBI's taxonomy places the organism in Eukaryota, Metazoa, Arthropoda, Insecta, Hymenoptera, Formicidae. The transcript is spliced from 2 exons. Bases 498 to 1949 code for a protein of 483 amino acids. Gene Ontology annotation, molecular function: protoporphyrinogen oxidase activity, oxygen as acceptor.
UAACUAAAUAUAUUUUGUAAAUUUUUGUUUAUAAAUUAUAGAUUUUGCAUAAGCAACACACAAGUAUUUGUGUAAUAUUGUGCUGACAUUGUGUCAAAAUUAUUUAUCAGAGCUGCUUAUGUUGGAUGCUCAUUUAUAUAUAAUAAUUUCUAUAUAAAAAAUAUUUAUAUAUAUAAAUAUUUGUAAAUUAUAGAUACUUAGAUUUCACAUAAGCAACACUAAGUGUUUAAUCAAGUAUUAAUUGCAUAAUAUUGUGCUGAUAAUGUGUUAAGACUAUUUAUCAAAGCUGCUUAUGUUCAACUGCUCAUUUAUAUAUUAUAAUAAUAAUAAACACUUUUUGUAUAUAAAUUGUAAAUUUCUAUUUGUAAACUAUAAAUUUUUAGAUGUCGCAUAAGUAACACACAAGUAUUUAAUUGAGUAUUAAUUGCAUAAUAUUGUAUUGACAUUGUGCUAAGACUAUUCAUAAGAACUGCUGGACUACAUAUUGAAAUAUAAGAAUGACAGUAAUACUAGGAGGUGGUAUAUCAGGUCUGUCAGCGGCAUAUUAUGCUGUUAACGAUGCCAGACUUUCAUCUGUUGUUCUACUGGAGGCUUCUAGUCGCCUGGGUGGAUGGGUCCGCAGCAGAAAAUCACAAAACGGAGCGAUCUUCGAACAAGGACCAAGAACCGUAAGAACAGCUGGCCUAGCCGGAAAAAACACUCUUAAUCUGAUAGAGGAUCUACAAUUGAAUGACAAAUUAAUUCACAUCGGACUGCAUCAUCCCGCGGCAGGGAAUCGAUUGAUUUAUAUGGAUAAUGCACUGCAUCGUCUACCAAACUCUUUAAUGGGCAUCUUCAAAACGUCUUCGUUGCUAGAUCGACCCUUGAUCAAUCGUAUAUGGACGGACUUGAGAGCCCCCAAAGUAUCCAAGGAGGACGAGAGCAUUUACAGUUUCAUCCAGAGAAGAGUGGGUCAGGAUAUCGCGGAUAACUUGAUCAGCCCUCUGAUCUGCGGGAUCUGCGCGGGAGACGCGCGUGAGAUAAGCGUCAAUUUCCUCCUUAAAUCACUGUUCGAAGCGGAACAGAAACAUGGUUCCAUAGUGAAAGGCUUGUUAGCAAAUCAGUUAAAAAAAAUGUUUUCAAAAUCAGAGAGCAAGGAUAAUGCGGCAAAGAAGAAAGAUAAUGCGGACGACGAAUCUGCGGCCAGACCUCUGACUUUGGUAGAAAGAGCACAAAAGGAACGCUGGCUGCUGUGGGGUCUACAGGGAGGACUCGAACAAUUACCUCAGGCACUGACCGAUAAUCUAAAGAAACAAAGAGUAAAUAUACAGACUGAGAAGAGGUGUGAAAAACUGACAUUUAAAUCAGAUCGCGUAGAACUGUUAGUCAACGGUGAGCCUCAGGAAUACUCGCGAGUUAUCUCGAGCUUGAGCGCCAAGGACCUUGCCAAACUAUUGCAGGAGCAACAUCCUACGCUGUCGGCGGAGAUGAGAGCGAUACCUACCGUGACAGUGGGAGUGGUUAAUCUUGAAUUCCAGGGAAAUGUAUUGCCACUGCAGGCAUUUGGCUUCCUUGUACCUCCGAAAGAGAAUCUAUCUCUGCUAGGCAUACUGUUUGAUUCCUGCAUAUUCCCUGAGUCUUCUACGGUAUUGACGGUAAUGAUGGGAGGUGCGUGGUUCGAAAAACAUUUUGGGCUGAAUCCGUCGGAGGAGCAACUGUUAACGACGGCGAUUAAUCACACCAAGAAUAUCUUACAAAUCGAGGAGGAACCAGUCGCGCACAACGUUGCCGUUCUGAAGGACUGUAUUCCGCAGCACGUCGUGGGUCACAACGCACGUAUAAAACGCAUCCACGAUUACAUUUCCGCGCACCAUAUUCCUCUGGCGCUGUGCGGUUCUUCUUAUCAAGGUGUGGGACUCAAUGACGUUAUUCUGUCAGCAAAACAGGCCGUUUGUGAUGUUGUAAAAUAAUUGCGGAAUUGUUUGAUUUGUGUAAAACACCGUAGGAGAUUAAUAGCGGCAUUCAAAAUGUAAAUCAAAUUACAUGCAAACGCUGUACAUGCUAAAUCAUACCAAACCAUGCAAAAAAUUGUUGUAUAAAGUUAAAAUAAAAAUGUAAAUUAAUCUCUGGAUGAAAAUUUAUAAUUAAAUGAUAAUCAUAAUAAAUUACUUUGUUAUAUGAAAA